Messenger RNA from Colossoma macropomum (tambaqui), 5607 nucleotides. RefSeq names its product PR domain containing 2, with ZNF domain b (gene prdm2b). The record is from RefSeq and is a predicted model, not a curated record. The coding region runs from base 64 to 5265 and encodes 1733 amino acids. Lineage: Eukaryota; Metazoa; Chordata; Actinopteri; Characiformes; Serrasalmidae. Gene Ontology annotation, biological process: regulation of transcription by RNA polymerase II. Gene Ontology annotation, cellular component: nucleus. Gene Ontology annotation, molecular function: RNA polymerase II transcription regulatory region sequence-specific DNA binding; histone methyltransferase activity; protein binding. The transcript is spliced from 8 exons.
UGUAGAACCCGUGUAAAAGGUAGAGUCUGUGAAGUUGAGCUUGAAUGAAGUCUUCAGGUGGUAAUGGCUGUAUCUGGAGGGGCAUGCGAAACAUUGGAUGAUAUUCCAGCCCAUGUAUGGAGAGGGCUUCCAGACAGCAUGAGCCUGAGCCCAUCUGCUGUCAAUCCAAACCGUAUAGGUGUCUGGGCAUCGAGCCUAAUUCCUAAAGGAAAGAGGUUUGGCCCUUUCAUAGGAGAGAGGAAGAAGAGGUCUCAAGUGACCAGCAAUGUUUACAUGUGGGAGGUAUACUUCCCAGCUCGGGGAUGGAUGUGUGUGGACGCCACUGACCCCAUGAAGGGAAACUGGUUGCGGUAUGUGAACUGGGCGUGCUCGUCUCAAGAGCAGAACCUGUUUCCCCUGGAAAUCAACAGGGCUAUUUACUACAAAGUAUUGAGGCCAAUCGAACCAGGCGAAGAAUUGCUGGUGUGGUACAAUGGGGAAGAAAGCGCAGAGAUAGCAGCCGCGCUGGAGGAAGAAAGGAGCAGCAGCUCGGGCAAAAAACACUCACCAAGGGCAAAACGAGCAAGAAGGAAGCUGUUGGAAAAAGCCAGACAGGCUGGUUUGGGAAGAUUAUCUGAGGACAAGCCUUUGAGUGCAUCUAAACCUACAGUUGCUGAGAUGCGUGACUCAGAGGAAGGGGUGAAUAAAGAGGAAUGUAGACCUUGUGCAUCCUCAGAGCCAGCCCAGGAGACUGCAGCUUCUCAGGAGACCAAGGACUCCUCUCCAUCUCGUGUUCUAGCAGUGGAGAUGGAGCAGAGGGAGGGGGAGGAAGUAGAUCAGGGAGAAAUGGAGCUGCCUCAGCCACAGAAAAGCCCAGAGCACCCUGCUGAGACAGAGUCAGCAGACAGGAAAGAACAGCCUGACCCACAGUUAAUUCCUGGCAACCCUGUCAAGGAAAGCUCUGUGAGUCCUUUGCGUGAAGCUGAGUUUGUGUCCUCUGUAGUGUCUCCUGAGUUAGAUGCAGAGGGGGAUCCUGACUUUGAGGAUGACGCACAGGGUGGAAAUGGAAACCACCAUUGCCAGCACUGUGAGCGCCAUUUCUCCACCAAACAGGGUCUGGAGCGUCACACUCAUAUUCACACUGUUGCAAAUCACCAGACACAUACCUUCAAAUGCAAAUACUGCACCAAGCCGUUUGGCUCUCAGGUAGGCAGGCGCAGACACGAAAGACGGCACGAGAACGGGAGUAAAAGCCUGAAAAGGCCAUCUUCUCUUGCAGGAACAGCUUUUCCGCUCAGUCCCACUAGGCUUAAUGACUCUCCUCCAACCUCUGAUGGUGUGACAUCUCCAAGCCCCACCAUCAUGAGCUCUCAGAAUGGUCCAUCUCAGCAAGGCUCAGAUGCUUCAAGUAAAGAUGCUGUAGUGGAGCCUGAACAGACUUUCAUUUUAGAUGAGAAUGGGGAGUCAAAAGAACUACACCCUUGCAAGUAUUGCAACAAGGCAUUUGGCACUCACACAAACAUGCGCAGACACCAGCGAAGGAUUCAUGAACGCCAUCUAAUGCCAAAAGGUGUUCGAAGGAAAGGAAUUCUCUUACAGGACAUGCCAUCCCAACAGCAAGAGCAGGGCCCAACCACAGCACUCCAGAAGGCUUCUCCAAAUGCCAGCCCACCUCCUAUCUAUGUACCCAGCGUGGACACAGAGGAUGAGGGAGAACGAGAGGAAGGCAUGGUGGAUAUCUCCAAAAACAUCUCUGAGAACCUCAGCCUUUACAUAGAUGGAAAGAUCCUGUCCACAAACACUGUUAGCAGCUGUGAGGUGAUAGAGGUUGAUUCAAGUACUGCUGCAUUGUUUGGUCUUGAUGCAGUCAUCUUGAAUCCCAACCAGAUUAGUCAAGCACUUAAAGUUGAAACACAGCCUUGCCCUGUAAAAGAGCUUUCAGUUACAGCUCAGUUGGUUCCUAAAAGGAGAACUUCUACACCACCACUUCUUCCUACUGUGAAAACGGAAUCUGAAACUAUGUCAUCUACUGCCUCUUCUUCCUCUACUUCCUCUCAAUCACCCUUAUUGGUAGGCAAUGUCUUCCCACAAUCCACAGAGACACUGGCCUUUCAAAAGGAAAAAAACAUUUAUCUCUCCCCUAAACUGAAACAGCUUUUGCAAACCCAGGACAGUCAGAAACCAACUCUUGCUUUAAUUGCAGAUAGUCGCAGAUUGACUACCCCUCUUUCCGUAACCUCCUUGCCUGCUGCUCAAGGGAAAUUUAAAAGAAGGACUGCUUCCCCUCCCACCCCUGUACAAAGCAGCUCUUCACUGAGCCCUGAAAGCUCAAACAUUGAAACAGCGGAUAGAUUUACCCUUAAGGUGCCAAAGGUCGAAAGCCAUUGCACCGUCCAGUCAUGGACUUCAUCCAGCAAAGAUCAGAGGGACUCCCUGAGUCCCACUGGAAAGGACUGGCCAUCUUCAAUAAGUGGGGGCAAUUCUUGCAAUCAGCAGCCUCUUGACCUUUCCAGUGCUGUUAGCAAAAGAGAAGGCUACAUAAGCAAAGGGCCUGGUGAGUCUGUGCUAGAUUUAAGCAUGCACCGUAAGGGCAUGACUCAUCAUGAGACAAAAACAAGCAUGUCUUUACCACCACAUGUUAAGAGAAAGAAGCCCAACACCAGCAUGUUAGAGAAAGUGCUAAUGAAUGAGUAUGCAGGCUUAAGCUCUGCUGGAGAGGAAGGUUCUACAAGUCUUGGAAGCCCAGACCCUCACUCGUCUCCAGGCAGUGCCCCAGGUGCAUCCCCCACUAGUCCUUGUUCUAAUUCAGAAAACCCUCAGUGUGAAUCCUCUUCUCCUCCUUCCUUGACCCCUGUUACUAUGAACCCUUCUUCUCCGUCGUCAUCUAGCCUGGCAUCCUCUACACCUCCACCUCCUGUUCUUCCCACUGUCCCCUCACCACCACCUCUUACUCAAUCUCCAGACUCAUCGUUUCCUAAAUUGUCUCCCAAACCCGUUGAUCACCCACUAGAGGAAAUGUCACGAUCCUCUAAUGUAACAGAAACAUGUGAUGAUACAGUGAAUCUGAACAUUAAAGACUUGGACCAAACUGCUGAGCAGUUAGACCCCAUGACUGAUGCACUGCCUCAAAGUCCUCAGGACACAAAAAGACAUUGUAAAGCAGAUUCCUUUUCAAAAUCUGAAACACUACUCAAGGGCUCAACCUCUGAUUUUAAGCUUCAUUUGCUAAAAAAUGCAAAUCAUGCCGUUUCUUCCUGUGAAAGGAGUACUGACUCCGAAUCCAGCCAAAGUAAUUCCUUUGAUGGAACUUUCCUUCCAGACCUCAAUAUUAAAACUGAGGGUUGUCAAAAACCACAGUCCCCUGACUCUCCUAUACACUUAAGUCUAAAUUUGGAGUCACUCUCUCCAUCUCACAAAGUAGAGGUAGGUUCUUCUAAUCUAGGGCCAUUAGACGAUAAUAAUGUGGUCAUUAAUGAACACUUAACUAUUGAAAAGGCGGGUGAAAUUGCAGCCAAUACUGAUACCGUUUCCUCGUCAGCCUUACCUAGAGCUGCAGCAAAUUCUUCUGAUGCAGAGACGUUAGAGCAGGAGACAUUUACAAAGAGCUUUGUAUGUAAUGUCUGUGAAGAGCCUUUCCACUCGAUUAAAGAACUUAGCAGCCAUAUUAUGCAACAUGCUGUAGAAUGGCCUUUCAAGUGUGAGUUUUGCGUGCAGUUAUUUGGAAAUGCUGCAGCUCUGUUGGAGCACCGCUCCUCUCUCCAUGGAGUUGGGAAAAUUUAUGUUUGCUCUCUCUGCUCCAAGGAGUUUGCUUACCUCUGCAACCUCCAGCAGCACCAGAACGACCUGCAUCCCGGCCAGAGCUGUGCUUACACCUCAGUUGAAAAUGGCAAGCUCAGGCCUCAAAAUUACACUGAUCCUGCUCAGGCUGAUAUGGACAGAAAUUCCUUGCAUUCAACCCCUGACACAACUGUAGAUGUUGCCUCUCAGGAUUCCACUGGGGUAUGUAGCACUAAUGACAUUAAAAAGGAAGAAAACGAUGAUUUAGAUGGGCAAGAGGACCCCACAGAAGAGCUGUACACUACAAUAAAGAUUAUGGCGUCUGAGGCUGGAAAGCCCAAAGGCCCAGAUGUGCGCCUUGGCAUUAAUCAACACUACCCCAGCUUCAAGCCUCCACCAUUCCCCUACCACAAUCGAACACCUGCUGGUUCCGUAGCAUCCGCAACUAACUUCACCACCCACAACAUCCCCCAGACAUUCAGCACAGCAAUCAGGUGCACCAAAUGUGGCAACAGUUUUGACAACAUGCCUGAACUCCACAAGCACAUCUUGGCUUGUGCAAAUGCUAGUGAUAAGAGGCGGUACACUCCCAAGAAGAACCCCAUUCCUUUAAGGCAGAUAGUGAAACAGCUUCAAAAUGGUGUCAUUUCAAACAAAGCAGCAGCAGCCACCGGAGGGCAGAAUGCCUUCCGUAGAAUGGGUCAACCCAAAAGGCUUAAUUUCAACCAGGAGAUACCCUCUAAGGUAAAACUUACCGCCUUGAACAAGAAGAAAAACCAGCUUGUCCAAAAGGCGAUAUCUCAGAAGAACAAAGCUGCUGCUGCUUCUAUAAAGAAAGCUUCUGUUCAGGUUAAGGAGGAAGAACAGCCUAUCAAUGUGUGUCCAUAUUGUAGUCGGGAAUUUACAUACCCUGCCAGCCUCUCGAAGCAUGUUGCAUGCAGUUGUCCUCAAAAACCAGUUAUUAAGAAAAAGAAAGGAGCAUUAACGCCUCAAGACAAAAAUAUGAAUCUUCGAAGUCGAGCCACAGACUCUGAAGUCAAACAAGAAGCCGACUCGGGCGUUGCUGUGCGGCCUCUGGUGAAAACACGGACCCGGAACUCGGAGCCGUUAGAGAAUGAAGUUACACCAGCUAGCAAAGGUAAAACAGGGAUGCCUCAGGUACGUGCCAAAAGACCUGCUUCUAACACAUCUAAUACAGACAGCACGGCACCCAAAAGCAAGAAGGGCAGAAAGAGCAGCACUCAGUCUCCAGUUCCAGUCUCCUUGUUACCGGCUAUUACGAAUGAUCCUGUGGCGAGGCCAGCCUCUAAAGCUCAACGUGGCAGUAAAGACAUGGCCCCAAAGAAGGAGGUGGAGCCCAAAGUGCCAGUCCAGAUUAAAAAAGAGGAACGAUUCUCCAAGAGGAUGCGAGAGAGAGUGGGUGGUCCAGUUACACGCAGUCUGCAGAUGGCCAAUGCUGAGGUGAAGAAUGAAGACUCUCCAAAUAAUGAGUCUGGACCUGGGGAAUAAAAGGAAUCCCUCUUGAAUCCCCCUGAUAUCUUGGUCAAGCUCAGUGGACUUUAGAGAAACUCCAGGCAGGACCGUCGGUGAGAGACAUGCUGAUGAACUUGAUCUUCUUGAAUUGGAUUAUCAGAUUGAUUCAAAGACAUCGGGAGCCUUAUCUCUCCUUGUAUGCUUCAGUUUGGCUGACAGAAGCAUGUUCUAAAUGCACUUUUCAUAAAUGAGCCUUUUGUUUGGUUGUGCAACCCAAAAAAGAAGAAAAUGACUGUAGAUUAUGAGGAAUAUAUAUAUGUAUCUAUAUCAAAAGGAAUAUUACUUGAUUAAUAAAUAAUGGCCCUGCGGUUCCGUUAA